Molecule: messenger RNA, 1869 nt
Organism: Osmerus eperlanus (European smelt)
Lineage: Eukaryota; Metazoa; Chordata; Actinopteri; Osmeriformes; Osmeridae
Product: bactericidal permeability-increasing protein-like
Exons: 15
Coding region: 233-1642 (469 amino acids)
Molecular function (GO): lipid binding
Source: RefSeq, a predicted model, not a curated record
CUGUUCACACAUCAGCUCACAGAGCCUCUCUAUAAGAGGAAGAUAAACUUUAUAAAAAUCACUCUAUAAGGAAGUUGAUUUGCCAUACGGAGAACCUUGAACCAAACUGCAAACAUCUACUACUGGCUGUCUACUGGGUACAUUACAUUUGACAUUUUAUUUAAUGUUAAUUUGGAGUUUAGAUUAUUGAGUUUUCCCCAGUAAAAUUGUCCAGAGGGGUCUCGUCUGUAGCAUGUUGCCCUACCUGGUGUUUCUGCUGCUGAGUCUCUCCACACACACACAUGGAGAGAACCCUGCUAUCAAGCUCAUCCUCACAGACAAGGGACUUCAGUAUGGGAAACACAUGGCUGCUGUGGUGUUAACGGAGAAGAUGAAAAACAUGUCCUUUCCAGACAUCAGUGGAGGAGUCAGCAUUGGUUUGCUAGGAACUGUAGACUAUGUCCUCAGUGGGAUGUCUGUCUCCCAGUGUGAUUUCCCAGAACCCUCAGUGGACUUUUACGAGGAGGUCGGACUCAAGGCAGUUGUCUCCGACCUAAACAUGAGAGUGAAUGGGAGAUGGAACACCAACUUUGGAAUCAUAUAUGACAGUGGUUCAUUUGACCUGGCAGUUUCCAAAGUAGGUGUGACCUCUGUGGUGAGGUUGGCUGAGAACGAGGAACACUUGUCAAUCUCCAGCGAGACCUGCUCUGCUGAAAUUGGUGAUGUCCACAUAAACUUCCAUGGUGGUGCCAGUUUCAUCUUUCAGCCUUUUGUGGACAGUUUUAAGAGUCGUAUCAAAGGUGAAAUACAGGGGAAAAUCUGCCCAGCAAUCCAACAACAAACAGAAGACCUGGAGAGACAACUAGCGGCCAUUGCAGUCUCCUUUCAGGUUGGCUCUGAUCUGGUUCUGGACGUCCCUCUCUCCAGCUCCCCCCUCGUGGAUUCUGCCAGCCUGGAGCUAGACUUCAAGGGUGAGUUCUACAGUGCCAAGAGCCACACAGAUCCUCCCUUCCAGGCAGAUGACUUCUCUCUGACCUGCCAGGACUCUUACAUGCUCUCACUGGGCAUGUCUGAGUUCACUGCCAACUCCGUUUCUUACUCCUACUUCUCCACUGGGGUCCUUGUGGCCCACAUAACUGACAAAAUGAUCCCAGCGGUCUCUCCUCUGCGUCUCAAUACCAGCUCCUUUGGAAAACUCAUCCCUCAGCUGCCAAAGCUCUUCCCUGACCUGCUGAUGGAGCUCAGUGUGUCGGCCAGGAAGGUUCCCAUGUUCUCCUUUCUGCCUGGGGAGGUGCAGCUGGGGCUCCCAGGCAUGGUCACCGCCUUCGCCGUUCAGAACAACGCAACCCUCACCCCGCUAUUCAAGCUGCAAGCUGACUCAGUCUUCAGUGGUCAGGUCUCCAUCUCAGGGAACAAGGUCCGAGGCUCCGCAGCGCUGAGCAAUUUUACCCUCACACUGGUGUCCAGUGAAAUUGGACCGUUCAAGGCUGCUUUCCUUGAGAGCCUAGUGAUGUUGGGGAUAAAAACGGGUGUAUUGCCUAAACUGAAUGCCAAACUGGGAGAGGGUUUUUUCUUACCCAGCCCACAUCACAUCCAGCUGGUCAACGCAGUCCUGAAGGUGAAUAAGGGUUUUGUAGCGUUUUCCUGCAACUUUGAUGUCUAGUCUGUAGACAUUGGGCACCACUGAGUCACAUUGCUUUCCACAAGCCAAACUGAAGUUUGAUGAUCAAACUGACUUCUGUUUUUGCCAUUUUCAAUUAUUCCACAUUUUUAUACAUCAUGUAGGACAGGACACAUUUAAGUUAAUUGAUUCACUCAAUCAAAUAAGUUGAUGACAACUGAUUCUACAACUGCACUUUUCACAAAUAAACAAUACCAUGUUGUUUUCAA